Molecule: messenger RNA, 876 nt
Organism: Knipowitschia caucasica
Lineage: Eukaryota; Metazoa; Chordata; Actinopteri; Gobiiformes; Gobiidae
Source: the annotation of a GenBank genome assembly
AUGUUGCCAUGCAUUUGUUGGCUGCGGCUGAUCCUUCUCUCACUGUCCUCUGUGUUCUGGUCACGGGCAGACAAUUGCCCCUCCAGCUGCUUGUGCCCAGACCCUCACACUGUAGACUGCAGCGGCCGUGGACUCACCCGUCUUCCUGAAGAGAUUCCUCUGGAUGUCCGUCGUCUUUUGCUCGCCGACAACUGGAUUCUACGUAUUCCCUCAGACUUUCUAGUUCUGUACAGCGACUUAGUCUAUUUGGACCUCCGGAACAACUCUCUGUCCCAGAUUGAACCUGGGACAUUAAGUACUUCCUCCAGGCUGGUCUUCCUGGACUUGGGUAGUAAUAAUUUGACUGAGAUCCCACAAGGCACUUUUGGGGAGUCCCGUAGCUUGAUCAAACUCAGACUCGGAAACAACCCUUUUCUGAGCAUGGUCAGUGAGGACGCUUUCCUUGGUCUCACCUCUUUAAGAGAACUAGAACUGGAGCGGAAUGCAUUAUCCACCUUAAAAGUGGGGGCACUGAACCAGCUACCCUCCCUGAGAGUUGUUAGGCUGGAGGGAAACCCUUGGGUUUGUAACUGUAAUUUUGCAAACCUGUUCACCUGGCUCAUGGAAAACAGCCGUAAACUUCCAAAUGGGCUUGAAGGAAUAGAGUGCUCCCUCCCCAUGGACGGGCGGAGAGUUUCGCUCACACAGCUCUCCAAAGACAGUUUCCGAGAAUGCCAGGCCACACUGACUCUCACUGACCUGCUCAUCAUCAUCUUCUCUGGCAUCUCUGUGUCCGUGGUGGCCAUCAUGACCAGCUUCUUCCUGGCCUCCACCGUUCACUGCUUCCAGCGCUGGAGUAAAGGGACUAAAGGAGACGAGGAGGAAAGUGAAGAGUGA